Molecule: messenger RNA, 408 nt
Organism: Didymella exigua CBS 183.55
Lineage: Eukaryota; Fungi; Ascomycota; Dothideomycetes; Pleosporales; Didymellaceae
Exons: 2
Coding region: 91-345 (84 amino acids)
Source: RefSeq, a predicted model, not a curated record
AGGGCACGAUUCACCAGAGGGCAUGAUUUACCAGAGGGCACGAUUCACCAGAGGGCACGAUUCACCAGAGGGCAUGAUUCACCAGAGGGCAUGAUUCACCAGAGGGGAAAGCAAGCCAUAUCACCACUGCCUCCCUUUGCACUCCCAGCGUCACGCAUCUCCGUCCCACACGUCCGGUCCACGUGCACAUCCUCUCGGACCAUUCCUCGCACAUACUCUCAGACCAUUUCUCGCACAUACUCUCAGACCAUUUCUCGCACGCCGUCGCACCAAACGGCCCCACGCUGCUGCAUCUCGCUCCGUCCCGCACUGAAGCAAGGAGACAUGUUUCGGUCGUGGGCUUGAUGCAUCGAGCUGCAGCACCCCAACAUCAACAAUGUCACGGCUGCGAAGCGCAGACGAUUCUAC